Molecule: messenger RNA, 1239 nt
Organism: Zea mays
Lineage: Eukaryota; Viridiplantae; Streptophyta; Magnoliopsida; Poales; Poaceae
Exons: 2
Coding region: 181-942 (253 amino acids)
Source: RefSeq, a predicted model, not a curated record
UUCCAUUUGUCUUUAUGGUUAUUAUGUGUUUAUAUAUCUAUCCGUGACGGCGAUGGAGCUCAUGCCACUCACUUAUCCGUCGAGGUACGUAGCUGCCCAGCGCGGUCGUUGGUUACUCCACCAACAAGAGAGCUAGCAAGCUGCCAAGCUUACGAGCUCCAGCUUGCUAUUGCUACUUCGAUGGCCGCAGCAACUAACACGACGACGCCGACGACGGCGCCGCUCAGCAUGAAGCUCCUCAUCGACAGGAAGGCGCGGCGGCUGCUGUUCGCGGAGGCGAGCAAGGACGUGGUGGACUUCCUCUUCUCGCUCCUCGUCCUGCCCGUCGGCGCGGCCGUCAAGCUGCUGGGCAAGGACGGCGUGGCCGGCAGCGUCGGCAGCCUCUACGGCAGCGUGGAGGGCCUCGACUACGCCUACGUCCAGCCCGGCGCCGCCAAGGACGCGCUGCUCCGCCCCGCCGUGCUCUGCUCGCUGCUGGACGGCUCCUCCCUCCUUCGCCUGCUACCACCGCCGCCGGGGCAUCAUCCCACCACCACCAGCAGCAGGAGCCUGCUGCUGUACCGCUGCACCAGCAUCUUCAACAGCAGCUGCCGCACCUACAUCACCGACGCCUACGGCAAGGCGUGCCCGACCUGCGGCAACCUCAUGACCGCCGCCGCGCAGUACCUCCCGCCCGCCGCCCAGAUGCCCGCCGCCGCCGCCGGGUUCGUCCAGGGCGUCGUCACGUACACGGUCAUGGACAACCUCACCGUCAUGCCCAUGUCCGCCAUCUCCAGCUUCACGCUGCUCCACGCCUUCGCGGUCACCGACCUCGCCGCGCUGCAGGAGAAGACCGUGCAGCUCGGCUACAAUGAGGGUUUAGAGAUUCUCAGGGCCUCGCUGCAGUCCAAAACCGUUCUGAGCGAUGUGUUCCUCGGCAGGAAAGAUCGCGGUGAUGCUUGAAGCCAAGUGGUGAAUGCAUAUUUUGCCUGAUCACCGUCGUAUCACAUGGUGUUUUUCUUCACUAAUUGCUCUUCUCGUGUCUGUUGAUACUACCAUUAUUGUACGAGAUCAUAUGUUUUCGGUGUACAGGCCAGUUAAAGUCUCGGUGUAAGACGGUCUUCACUGCAUCCCUUGUAUAUAUGUUAUUUAUAAAAGAUUCUAUUUUAUUUCUCUUUCCUCUAUAUCUUUUUAUUUAUGUGUUAAAACUAAGGAUGUAUUUUGCUCUAAUUUUUUAUGUACAUAUUUGGUAUACCUUCA